AGAUUUGGAAUAUUUCACUCCAUAUUCGAUAGUGUGAAAAGUUGUAAAGUUUUCCAGCACAACAUAUCGUCCAGCCUUGCAUUGACUAUCUGAAAUUGUAUUCCAUUUUCGAUUGUUGUCGGUCAUUCAUCUAUGACAAGCUCAGUAAGAACAGAUAGUCAUGAAACAGUGCUUAUUCUAGAUUUUGGAUCCCAAUACAGUCAUUCUAUUGCUAGAAGACUUCGAGAGUGUAAAGUUCAUUCAAUCGUAUUACCUUUUGACCGCUCGUUGGAGGAAAUCAAGUCUAUUCAACCAAAAGGCAUCAUUCUAAGUGGAGGACCAGGUUCAGUUUAUGAACACAGCGCACCCCACACGUGGAAGCAGAUAUUUGAACUUGGAAUCCCUAUUCUAGGCAUCUGCUAUGGAUUACAAGAAAUUGCAUACCAAUUAGGAGGUCAAGUUGCAAGAGGAACCAAGUACGAGUACGGUCAUGCUAUGUUAACUGUAAUCGAACAAUCAGAUCUCUUUCGCGAUGUUCCUAGCACGUUUACUGUAUGGAUGAGCCACGGUGAUCUGGUAACUGAGUUGCCUCCUUCAACUGUUCCCAUCGCAAAAACAGAUAAUUGUUCGUUCGCUGCUAUUUAUAUGAAACCAUAUUUAUAUGGACUACAGUUUCACCCUGAAGUAACGCAUACAGAGUUUGGUUUACAAAUAUUGAGAAACUUUGUUGUCCAUAUCUGUCAUUGUCGUUGUGAUUGGACUAUGGAAGAUUUUUCUGAAAAUGCAAUUGCGUCGAUUAGGCAAAGAGUUGGGAGUGCCAAAGUGAUUGGUGCAGUAUCAGGAGGGGUGGAUUCCACUGUUGCUGCUGUAUUGACGAGUCGGGCAAUCGGUAAUCAGUUUGAAGCAGUGUUGGUGGAUAAUGGUUUGCUUAGAAAAGAUGAAGCGUCACAAGUUAUUCAUCGUUUGCGAGAUACCUGCGGUGUGCAAUUGAGAUAUGUGGAUGCGGCUAGUCGGUUUCUUCAACUGUUGCAAGGUGUUGUGGAUCCCGAAGAGAAAAGGAAAGUGAUUGGCAAGACGUUUGUUGAAGUAUUUGAAAAGGAAGCCAAGUCAUCGGAUGCAAGUUUCUUAUUGCAAGGCACAUUAUAUCCAGAUGUGAUCGAGUCAUCUUCACAUUUGGGACCUUCUGUAACUAUCAAAACGCAUCAUAAUGUGGGUGGACUACCGGAGAAAAUGAAUCUCAAGUUACUUGAACCAUUGAGAGAUCUCUUCAAAGAUGAAGUUCGAGAGCUUGGAACAUUAUUGGGAAUACCGGAAGAAAGUAUUUAUCGCCAUCCUUUUCCAGGUCCAGGUUUAGCUAUUCGUAUUAUUGGACAAGUUGACGAACAACGACUAGAAAUAUUGCGACAUGCGGAUAGUAUUUAUAUCGAAGAGUUGAAACGCGCCAAUCUUUAUCGUUGUAUUAGUCAAGCGUUUGCUGUAUUAUUACCCGUAAAAGCAGUAGGAGUGAUGGGUGACUCUCGUUCCUAUGAAGAUGUGAUUGCCCUUCGAGCAGUAGAAACGGUGGAUUAUAUGACAGCUCGAUGGUAUUCUAUACCAUCGUCGGUAUUGGAACGAGUAUCUUCUAGAAUAGUUAACGAAGUGAAUGGAGUGAAUAGAGUUGUAUACGAUAUCACUAGUAAACCUCCAGCCACUAUUGAAUGGGAAUAGGAAUAUACUUGUUAAGGAACAGAGUCGAGUGGUCUAUUAAAACCACCUGGUCUAUUCAUAUAUUGUCGAUAAACUCUUUUGUGUUUGAUAUUGCCGCACCAACGACG
Messenger RNA from Galdieria sulphuraria, 1793 nucleotides. RefSeq names its product GMP synthase (glutamine-hydrolyzing). The transcript is spliced from 3 exons. Gene Ontology annotation, biological process: GMP biosynthetic process. The record is from RefSeq and is a predicted model, not a curated record. Lineage: Eukaryota; Rhodophyta; Bangiophyceae; Galdieriales; Galdieriaceae. Gene Ontology annotation, molecular function: GMP synthase activity; ATP binding; GMP synthase (glutamine-hydrolyzing) activity. Gene Ontology annotation, cellular component: cytosol. Bases 133 to 1686 code for a protein of 517 amino acids.